CAACAAUUCCCCAGAUAUGAUUCACGUUUGAGAAAAUGGCGAUGAAAACAAAAACAGGGGUUUGUGCAAUUGUGAUAACGGUGGUUGCCUUUUUAUUCGUUUUGAUAUCUUUUUGCACGCCCUACUGGUUGGUGAACGAUGGCAAAAUAGCAAACCCGAACUUCAUACGAAUCGGUUUAUGGGAGGUUUGUUUUGUGAAUUUUGAAGACUUCAGGCAUCAUUAUGACAACAAAUUCACUGGUUGUUGGUGGGUCUUUGAAGAAGAAUAUUACAUCAUCCAUGACUUCCUAUUACCUGGGUUUUUCAUAGCCACCCAGUUCUUCUUCACAUUAUGCAUGACUUUGGUGUUAAUAGCAGCAUUUUUAACGUGGAUGUACUGUUUUUGCAGCAGGGACCACGACAAGUACCUUUUACUACUACUAAGUAACGGUGCUAACUUAAUUAUAGCAGGUUUUUGUGGCUUGGUAGCUGUUUGUAUAUUUGGUGGGAAUGGUGAUAACAGAGAUUGGAUGCCAUACUGGCAGCACAACGAUUUAAGCUGGUCAUUUGCCUUUGGGGUUAUAGGGUCUUUAUUACUUUUCCCUGCUGGGGCACUAUUUUUGGUUGAAGCUAGGAGGGCACGUUACAGAAAAUUACAAGCAUCAGCCCCACCUUCUCAUUACAGCAUGGAAAUUAGAAAACCAUCCGCACACACUGAUAUUUAACAUUAUUAUCAGAGUAUUAAAUAUCAAGAUUGCUUAAAGGUAAAUUGCAAUUUUAGUUAUUUAUUGAGUUUAAGUAAAUAUUUUUUUUUGUAUACUACAAGUAUUUGAAUAUUAUUAACUACCUAUAGUAUUUUUUAUUUUAUUGUUAUUGUAUUUUGCAUGAAAUGUAUGAUUUAAUUCCGUCCAAAUGUGCAACUUAUAUUACUUAUAACAAUAAUAACGCUCUUGAAAUGUGUAUUUGUACCUUUAUAAACCUUUCAAUAAAAUAGGAAUUGUUCGGAUUUUUAUAUGACAAUGGCCUUGCUUGAAGCAAUUUUUUUUUAUUGAAAGUAUUAAAAAGAAAACAAUAAUGAAUCUCUUUAAAGAUAAAAAUGCACUUUAAAGUAUUUAGGCUUGUAGUUAUUUUACUGAUUUUUUUAUUAAUGUAUUUUUCUAUUAUAUUUAUAUACACAACUAAAAAAUGUGAAAUUUUUGUACAAAAUAUACACUAACUAUUAGUCAA
Molecule: messenger RNA, 1206 nt
Organism: Brassicogethes aeneus
Lineage: Eukaryota; Metazoa; Arthropoda; Insecta; Coleoptera; Nitidulidae
Source: the annotation of a GenBank genome assembly